AUGGCUUCGCCUCCGUGCGGCAACUUGGACUCCGGCCUGGAAAUCAAAACUCGCUCGGUGGAGCAGACGCUCAUCCCGCUGGUGUCUCAGAUCACGACGCUGAUCAACCACAAAGAGCGGCCCAAGAAGUCCGAGCGCACUCUGGCGGCCAUCCAGCGCGUCGGCCAGGCGGUCAGCGUGGCGGUGGGCCGCUUCGUCGCCGUCGGAGAGGCCAUCGCCGUCGAGAACCACGAGCUUAAGGAGGAGAUGGGACACGCCUGCUUUGAGGCGCGGCGUGCGGGGGACGCCAUAGCCCAGCUGACCGACGUGGGCGCGGCCUGCUCGCCUCCUUCACAUUCGGUGACGGUGUUCAGCGACCGCACCGGCAUGGUGAAGGCCGCCCGCCUCUUGCUGUCAUCUGUCACCAAAGUUCUGGUGUUGGCCGACCGCAUCGUCAUCAAGCAGAUCGUGGCGUCGCGCAACAAGGUCCUUGUGACUCUGGAGCAUCUGGAGCGCGUGAGCACCUUCCAGGAAUUUGUGCAGAUCUUCAGCCAGUUUGGCAACGAGAUGGUGGACUUCGCCCACCUCACGGGAGACAGGCAGAACGAUUUGAAAGACGAAAAGAAAAAAGCUCGCAUGGCAGCAGCACGGGCCGUGUUGGAAAAAUGCACUAUGAUGCUACUGACGGCCUCAAAGACUUGCCUCCGGCAUCCGGACUGCGAGUCCGCCCGCAUCAACAAGGACGCCGUCUUCCAGCGGAUGCGCUGCGCCUUGGAGCAGGUCGUGGACAUCGUCACGGAGGCUCGCGGCUGCGCGGACAGCGUCCUCCCCGCCAGCAUCUACAACGCCGUCAAAGACUACAAGAUGAGCGUGGAGUGCCUUCGCGAUAACCUGUACGCCUCGCCGCCGGACAGCGUGGGCCGCCAGAUGGAGGCGCUGGUGGAACGCACCGAGGAUUUCACCGACUCGGCGUACACGGGACACGAGCAGCGCCAGGCCAUCCUGGGCCUGUGCCAGCUGGCCCGCCAGGACGCACACCAGCUGCUGCGCGCCUGGACCCAGGCUCAGUCGGUCCAGGCCAAGGAGACCACCGAGGAGUUGGAGGUAGCCAUCGCCAAGUCGUGCCAGAGCGUCAAUGACCUCAGACGUGAACUUCACAAGGUGGCGGCGGGCCGUGCCUCCGAGCUGCUGAAGGUCCACACGGAGCAGUCGCCGCUGCGCGCGCUCAAGGCCGCCGGCACCGAGGGCAACCUGGAGGCGGUGGCGCAGCAUUCCCGAACGCUGACCGAGCAGAAAGAGCAACUGGUGGAGAACUGUCGGCUGCUGUGUCACGUAUCCGGGACCGAACCGCUGGAGAUCACCUGCGUCCACGCCGAGGAGACCUUCCACGUGAUCGGCCCGCAGAUCAUUUCUGCAGCGCAAACCCUGGCGCUGCACCCGUCCAGCAAGAUCGCCAAAGAGAACCUGGAGGUAUUUUGCGAGGCUUGGGAGUCUCAACUGGGCGACGUAGCUCUGCUGCUGCGCGAGAUCAACGACGUCAUGGAGGGGAAGCGAGGAGACAAACGAGGGUAUUUGUCACUUCCGAGAUCUGGCAAGCACUCUGCGAACCUGAAGAAUGCCAAGCCCAUAAAGUUGGAUGCUGAGGAGCAGAGCAGCGUGGCCAAAGUGGGUUUGGAGCUGCGGCUGCUGUCCUCCGAUAUAGACGCCGAACUGGAAAAGUGGGAGGACCAGGAACACCGGUUGCUGCGCCAUAGCCAAAGUGUCGCCAGCAUGGCCUACAGCAUUUACCUCUUCACCAGAGGUGAAGGGCUGCUCAAGACCACACUGGAUCUUUUCCAUCAAGCUGAGGUUCUGUCUGAUGAGGGACUCCAGCUGUGUGCUUCGCUACAUACCUUCUGCCCACAGCCGGUCGGAGAAGAGGAGUCGGCACUUAUGUCCGAAGUUGAGAAGCUGGCGGUGUUGUGUCAACAACUGCAAGCGGGGGCUAGGACCCCUGUCCAGGGCAAGAGCACCAACUUCCAGAAGGUUGACUCAUCAAUUCAGACUACCAGAGCCGUGCUGACCCUCAUCCUCAACCUCCUUCCUGCGUGUAACAAGCUCAUCACAAAGUUCAAAUCCGAGCGGAACAGCCUCGGCUCGCCGCAGGACUGGCCGCCGGAUGCCUCCACGCCCGUCCGAGACGGCGACGCGGCGCUCCACAACAACAAUAACAACAACGGCGACUUUGCCGUCAAACCCUUCGAGCGGCGCGUGGCCGGACUCAGCCUGCUGGAGAGCAACUAA
Molecule: messenger RNA, 2262 nt
Organism: Nerophis lumbriciformis (worm pipefish)
Lineage: Eukaryota; Metazoa; Chordata; Actinopteri; Syngnathiformes; Syngnathidae
Source: RefSeq, a predicted model, not a curated record